AUGAGAAGUAUUCCUUCCCCCGCCCUGACUGUGGAAAGCGUUUCAGCCAGAGCUCUGACCUGCUGCAGCAGGGCCUGCGGAAGGGGUUUUACUCAGAGCGCAUCCCUCCUCCAGCACUGGCGGGUCCACAGCGACUGGCGAGAGACCUUGUCACUGUCCCCAGUGCGACAAGACCUGCUGUGGCCGCUCCAACCUCAUCAAGCACCAGCGAGUCCACUCGGGAGAAGCCAUUCGUCUGCGGGAGUGUGGCAAGGGCUUAGUGGCCAGCUCUGCUGCUGGCUCACCAAGGAGCACACACUGGCUAAGGAAGCCCUGCGUCUGUCCCCAGUGCCAGCAGGUUUUUGGGGACCUGUGGAAGCUGAUCCGCCACCAGCGAAUUCACACAGGAGAGCUCCCUUCUGCUGCUGCAGCUGCGGUGACAGCGUCAGUGAGAAGACCUCCCUCUCCCAGAGCGUCCUCCCGCACCCAAGGGAGAAGACCUGCAGGCCUGGGAGCGUGGAGAGCGUCAGCCUCGCACCCAGCUCAGUCGCCCCGGGCAGCACCUCCGGGCUCCGGCCCUGUAGGAGCCCCGGGUCCUUCCUUCAACAUCUGCCCCCAUCCACACUCCUGCCCCGACCUCCCUUCCUUUAUCCUGGCCCCCUACUCAGUCUCCAGCCUCUGGUUCCAUCCGGCCUUCCCGCAGGGCCUGCAGGGCCUCCGGGAGCUGAAGUUGCCCAGGUUCCGCCAGCCACCCAGCCAGCAGCUCAGCAGGAGGGGGCAAUGGGGCCCAGAAGGUGUGCGAGCAUGGGACGGGACUCGCGGGAGGCGGUUCAGGCCCCAGGCUACCCUGAGCCAGCCCGGGAGGCCUCGCAGCACAGAGCGGCCCGACCGCUCGGCGAGGCCAGGGCCAGGCUUCAGCGACAGUGCCGAGCUCCUCCGCCGCCCUCGAACCCACACCGGAGAGGAGCCCUACCAGUGUUUCCGGUGUGGAAGGCCUCCAGCCGGAGGUCCAACCUGGCCCGACACUGAAGAACCAGCGUGCUUGCAGCCCUGGGUGGAAUAGUCGCAGCCCCCGGUGGACUGUGGAUCUGAGAUGCAGUCCCCUCCCUCCACAAAGACCCGCUCAGGACGGCUUUUCUGUAUGGCAGAUCUUUCUCAGAAGUGCUGGGGGCUAUGUUGUUUGUUUUUUUCCCCUGAAUUCUCGCUCCUUUCCCUUAUACAUUAAGGGAUUUAGGCAGGUGAGGCUGCGGGCGGUGACUCACACCUGUAAUCCCAGCGCUUUAAGAGACCGAGGUGGGAGGAUCGCGUGAGACCAAAGAAUUUGAGACCAGCCUGGGCAGCCUAGCGAGACCGCAUCUCUGUGAAAUAAAAAUAAAACGAGCUGGUGUGGUGGCGCUGGCCUGUAGUCCCAGCUACUCAGGAGGGUGAGGCGGAAGUAUUGCUUGAGUUGGAGAGUUCAAGGCUGCAGUGAGCUAUGAUCAGACCACUGCACCCCAGCGUGGGUGACAGAGUGAGACCCUGUCUCUCUAAAAUAACUAAAAUAACAAAAGGAUCUAGGUAGGUAGUAGGCAAAGGUAUAUUAUCAAAGUAAUAAUAAUAUACAAGGUAUAUUCUUGGUGUGGGCAGGAAUAAUAUUGUGUUAUCUUAAUAUUAGUGAUUAAUAUUAUUUCUCUCUCCUUUUUUUUUUUUUCUUAAGACGGAAUCUCGCUCUUUUGCCUAGGCUGCAGUGCAGUGGCAUGAUCUCUGCUCACUGCAACCUCCAUCUCCCGGGUUCAAGCGAUUCUUCUACCUCAGCCUCCUGAGUAGCUGGGAUUACAGGCGCCCGCCACCACGCCCAGCUAAUUUUUGUAUUUUUAGUAGAGAGGGGGUUUGACCAUGCUGGCCAGGCUGGUCUUGAACUCCUGACCUCAGGUGAUCCGCCCACCUUAGCCUCCCAAAGUGCUGGGAUUAUAGGCAUGAGCCACCGCACCCAGCCUCUCUUUUAGAUAAGUAUUUUUAAAAGUGUUUGUUGGUUGUCUUAACGAUGUGCUAUUAGAGUGAGGAAAAAAAAGUUACCCUAUGAGAAUUUAAACUGCAUGAAAGUCUGUGGUAGCAUUACUGGUUCGGUUUCCAAGCUUGCUACCCCAGUCCUUGAUGCCUCUUUCUCCCAAUCCAAGUAGUAUCAGGCACUGCCGUCUACUUGUUGUACCUCAGAAGAGUUUUUGACAGCACCCCGUGCCCUCUGUGGCCUGUGCUCUCUCGCAGGUGCAAGUCCUGUCAUCAUGAGCCUGGACUGUUGGAGAAGACUCCUAGCCAAUCUCCCCUGCUUCCCGCCUCUGCAUUCUGGUUCAGCAUCCAUAGAACCUACCAGUUAUUAUAGAUUCCUCCCUCAGACUCCAGACUCCAACACUAAAUCUGAUGUCAGUCUCCUGCCCAAAAGCAUCUCCUGCCUGCCACUCCCACCCCUCCAGCCCCUCCGCCGACCCCAGCAGGGCCUACAGAACAGGGUUCAAAUGCUUUAGCGUGGCAUGCAUGCUUCUCCAUUGGGCUUUGCCUGACCUCUGUGCCUUUGCUUGCCAGGGCCUCCUGCACCUCUGUGUCUUUGCACUUGAUUUAUUUCCUUCCACUGCCCAAAAUGACCUUUCCCCUUUUCUGUCUCCCAGACUUGCCCUACUCAUUCAUAUGAGCCCCACUUCCACUGAGAGACUGCCCCACCUCUCGUGUCACACCUGACGUGGUGAGUGCUCCAGUGGCAUUGAGAACGUAGGGCAUGUCUGUCUGGUAAUCUGUCUAUCUCCCCAGCAGACUGAGCUCCACGAGAGCAGAGACCCUGGUACAGGGCCUGGCUCACAGUGGGUGCUCAAUUAAUAUUACUUAUGUGAAGGAACCAAUUCCAGCUGCUCAAGUAUUCUGUGCUAAAACUUGGGUUUCUUUCAUCCUUGUUGUCCUCCCAAGAUACAAUGUGUACAUACUUGGAAAGUUAGCCAAGGUGACUGUGAAGGUGACCCCACCCAAUCAAUCGAUGUCUUCCUGGUUACUGUGCCUGUCAUUCGAUGAUUCCAUGGUUAUGUUUAUAGUGAUAACAGAAAAAAGCAACUGAAAACAAUAUUGUUUACUUGGGCCUCGUGCAUCUCCUCCACACAUUUGUAGAAAUGAGAUUACCACAAAUUGCCAAGACGGUUAUAUCAAAUUUUCAGCAGCAUCAGUCAUAGGCCAAAAAGGCCUUUGAGUGUAUUUUUAAUAAUCAGCAUUUACUGGUGGCAAAAUACUGGUUUAGAAAAUAUCGGAGAUUAUGGUCAGGCAUGGUAGCUCAUGCUGGUAAUCCCAACACUUUGGGAGGCUGAAUCACCUGAAGUCAGGAGUUCAAGACCAGUCUGGCCAUAAUUUCAGAUAGUGAGAUUUCGGUGAAACCCCGUCUUUACUAAAAAUGCAAAAAUUAGCCAGGCAUGAUGGCGCACAUCUAUAAUUCUAGCUACUCAGGAGGCUGAGGCUGCAGUGAGCUGAGAUCCCACCACUGCACUCUAGCCUGGGCAACACAGUGAGACUCCGUCUAAAAAAAAAAAAAAUUCUGAGAUUAAUAGGUUGCCAUUUUAGGAGCUCUUUAUAGACCAGCUGGCCUAGUGGUCCUGGUCCCAUAAUAUGUGAGGUAACGCUCUCGCAGGGGAGCCCCAGUUUCAAACUCUGUCCUAGUUUGCAGCCUUGGCUCAAAUGACCCCAGUCAUGAGGCAAACCAAGCACAAGUGUGCAAGUAUCAUGGGUUCAGCCAGAACAUCAGUGUUCCCAGCAUUACACACAGAUUUGAGAGAAAUCAAGUCACAGUGUAGAGAUGUAUUGUGAUGUGUCACACUACACUAUUAUGAAAUGGAAGAAAAUAAAAUUACAAGCCUCAACCUUUAAAUAUUUAGCAACUUGGGCUGUAUCUCAAUGUGUAAUUUAUUUGUCUCACUUCAUUUUCACAAAUAUUAAAUCCCUUCAUAUCAAGUGCCUAUUAGGUUUAAUUCAUUAAAGGCAUACGUACUCCAGAAUGUUUAUUAAA
Molecule: messenger RNA, 3994 nt
Organism: Symphalangus syndactylus (siamang)
Lineage: Eukaryota; Metazoa; Chordata; Mammalia; Primates; Hylobatidae
Gene: ZNF843
Product: zinc finger protein 843
Source: RefSeq, a predicted model, not a curated record